AUGGAAAUUCUUUCCUUCACAGGGAAUAGCUUAAGUGGUCAUCUCCCUCUUGACAUAUGCCAUGGACUUCCAAGACUCAAAGGGCUUUUUCUAUCUUCAAAUGAGUUGGGUGGCGAAAUCCUUUCUGGUCUAUCAGAAUGUUCACAACUUCAGAACCUUUCUUUGUCAAUCAACAAAUUUAAUGGAUCCAUUCCAGGAGAAAUUGGGAGAAUAAGGACGCUUCAGAUUUUAUAUCUUGGUUUAAAUAAUUUUUCAGGUGCAAUUCCACAUGAAUUGGGUAACCUGGAGAACCUCAAGGAGUUGAGCUUGCAAAAUAAUUUUCUUACGGGCUCUAUACCAGCCAGUAUCUUUGACAUUUCAUCUUUACAAUAUAUUAACGUUGCUCGAUGCAACCUUUCUGGUGUAAUCCCACAGGAGAUUGGCAACCUUUACAACUUGGAGUAUCUUUAUUUGAGCUCCUAUAGUUUAAGCGGUUCCAUUCCCCAAAAAAUCUUCAACAUCUCUACAUUGUUAGUGAUUUCAGUUUCAAACAAUCAACUUUCAGGCAACCUAGAUUCAUUGAUUUUGGGUUAUGAGCUUCCUAAUCUUCAAGUACUCUACAUGAGCAGUAAUAAUUUCCACGGAAGAGUACCAAAUUCCAUUGCAAAUUCUUCUAAACUCAUUGCAAUAGACCUGUCCAAAAACAGUUUUACUGGACCAGUUCCCAACUUCCUAGGCGAUUUGAGAUUCCUUGAAAGUGUAAACUUUGGUAACAACAAUUUUAUAAGUGAAUCUUCACAAUUGAGUUUCAUCACAUCAUUGAAAAGCUGUAGAUAUUUAACAAAAUUGAUUUUUGCUAAUAAUCCUUUGAACGGCAUUCUUCCAGCUUCAGUUGGAAAUCUUUCCACUUCCCUUCAAUAUCUUUAUGCUUAUAAUUGUGAUCUCCGAGGUAGCAUUCCAAAUGAAAUUGGCAAUCUUAGCAGUUUGAUAGUGUUAAGUCUGUAUGGCAGUGAGUUGACGGGAUCAUUUCCAACAACUCUGGUGGAUAUGCAAAAUCUUCAAGGAUUAGAUCUUCACACAAAUAAGAUAAGUGGAUCUAUUCCUCACACUCUUUGUGAACUUCCCAAUUUCUAUGGAUUGCUGUUGUCAGAAAAUUUAAUAACAGGUGCUAUUCCAGACUGUGUAGGGAAUAUUACUACACUAAGGCUUCUAUAUAUAGACAGCAACAGAUUGACCUCCAGCAUACCUGCAAGCCUAUGGCUCCAGAACUAUCUUCUGGAGUUGAGUCUAUCUUCAAAUUUUUUGAGCGGUCCUCUGCCUCAAGAAAUAGGGAAUCUAAAGGCUGCAACUGUUAUUGAUCUAUCAAUCAAUCGAUUCUCAGGUAGCAUUCCAACAUCAAUUGGAUAUUUACAAAGCUUGAUUAAUCUCUCCUUAGCACAUAACACACUGCAAGGAUCUAUUCCGGAGUCAAUGGAAACUUUUCAAGUCAAUCCUUCAUUUCUAAUGAAGGACUGUGUGGUGAUCCUAUAUAUCGUCUCUCAUCACGUCCUAUUGGUCAACAAAAGGGAAGAAAAGUGA
Molecule: messenger RNA, 1557 nt
Organism: Fraxinus pennsylvanica
Lineage: Eukaryota; Viridiplantae; Streptophyta; Magnoliopsida; Lamiales; Oleaceae
Source: the annotation of a GenBank genome assembly